Molecule: messenger RNA, 2542 nt
Organism: Cydia fagiglandana
Lineage: Eukaryota; Metazoa; Arthropoda; Insecta; Lepidoptera; Tortricidae
Gene: cysu
Product: peroxidase
Exons: 14
Coding region: 176-2446 (756 amino acids)
Biological process (GO): response to oxidative stress
Molecular function (GO): heme binding; peroxidase activity
Source: RefSeq, a predicted model, not a curated record
GGGGUCGCCACUUUCACGAGCCUUCCACGCGCGCCGAGAGCCCGAGUCGAUCAGUGCUGUGACCGGCGCACCGCACGAAGCACGAAUCGCGAAUAUAACAAUUAAAAUUUAUUUUUAAUUCGUUUUGUGAACUGGAGUGAUCCAUGCCAGAUAAGAUAGUGUUGUGCUCAAGAUAAUGUGGCGAGUGUGGGAUACGAGAAUGAUAACAAGGGCGCUAGUUUUAGCGCUAUGGUGCGCCCACACAUCGGCGCUGACGCCACUCUCGGCGGCGGCGGACGACAACGAGUGCGCGCUGUACCUGUCCGGGCCGGGGCGCACCUCCGCCUUUGACUACAGCCUCAACCUGCUACGAGGCAACUUUGGAUACGAGGGUCAACACACGUGCAUCACCUAUGAAGCUGUUAACCAAGCCUACCUGGACGCACGGAAACGAAUUUUGGUCGCUCAGCCCAAAGGCGACUGGAAGCCAGAGGACUUCGCCAGUGCGGGCGAGCUCAUUCUUGACAUUUCCAUCAGUUUGGCGCGAACAUACGGCCUUACAUACGAAGAGAUCGAAAAAGGCCUUCCUCUCAUCGAUACAUCGAGAACGCUCAUUCGAGAAGUGUGCCCGCCGGUGUUCUCCCACGUAGAGUGCCGCGCCGGCAAAUACCGGCGGCUAGACGGACUCUGCAACAACUUGGAGCACCCCACGUGGGGCGCCACGAAUGCGCCUUUCCAGAGACUAAUCGGCCCGCUAUUCUCCGACGGUAUAAACUCUCCUCGUAUUUCGCACACGGGUCGCGAUCUGCCACUGUCUCGGGUGGUCUCCCGCACCAUGCACCCUGAUGAGGGCUUCCACGACCAUGCUGGCACCGUCAUGGUCAUCGCCUGGGGCCAGUUCAUGGAUCACGACUACACGCUCACUGGAACGCCUUUAGACCCCCGUAACCGUAACGACCCCGAGGAGUGCUGCAAGCGACCCCCGCACCUGAAGCACCCGUACUGCAACGAGAUCCUCAUCCCUGAUGACGACUACUUCUACCGCCUGUUCGGCGUCAAGUGCAUCGACUUCGUGAGGGCCUUCCCGUCCCCGAGACCUGGCUGCCGUCUGGGCUCUCGAGUACCUUUCAACACUCUGACCGGCGCUAUUGACGGUAACACUGUCUACGGAGUCACUGAUAAAUUUGCCAGGAAACUACGUACCGGCUAUGGUGGUCUGUUACGCAUGAACCCCGUCUUCACGGAGUAUGGCCUCAAGGACCUCCUGCCGCUGAAGCUUGAUAUCCCCGAUGAAGGUUGCACAAGACCCAACAAGAACAUGUACUGCUUUGAGGCUGGUGAAAUUCGAGUCAACGAGCAACUGGUUUUGACUGUGAUGCACACCCUCAUGGCACGAGAGCACAACCGCGUGGCAAAGGGCUUGGCCGAAGUGAACCCUCACUGGGACGACGAGACCUUAUACCAGGAGGCCAGACGAAUCAACAUUGCAGAAAUUCAGCACAUCACUUACAACGAAUUCUUGCCUAUCCUGCUCGGAAAGGAUGUUAUGGAAAAAUUCGGAUUGGUUCUCGAGAAAGAAGGUUACUGGGAUGGAUAUGAUAAAACGGUGAACCCUGACGUCAUAGAUUCCUUCGCCUCAGCCGCGUAUCGGUUCGGACAUUCACUAUUGCCCACGGCUGUCGAGAGAUGGUCCAAGGCUCACAAGUUUAUCGCUUCCAAGAGACUGUCCGAUCUGAUCCGAAGACCUUACGAUCUGUACAGAGCAGGAGUGCUUGAUGAAUAUGUCAUGGGCCUCAUGAAUCAAGUAGCUCAAGCUAUGGACGACUCUAUCACGCAAGAAGUCACCAACCAUCUCUUCAAGAAGGUCGGCGCUCGCUUCGGAAUGGACUUGGUAUCAUUCAACAUGCAAAGAGGCCGAGAAUUUGGCAUUCCUGGAUACAUGGAAUUCAGAAAGUUCUGCGGUCUCGGUGGAGCCGAAAGUUUCGAGGAACUUCACGGGUCUAUGCCUAACGAAACUGUAAACAAAUACGGACAAAUCUUUGAACAUCCUGUGGAUAUUGAUCUGUGGUCAGGGGGAGUGUCAGAGAGACCGUUGCCAGGUUCCAUGUUAGGGCCUACUUUCGCCUGUAUUAUCGCUACACAGUUCUCAUAUUCGAGAAGAGGAGACAGAUUUUGGUUCGAAUUGCCAAACCAACCGUCGUCGUUCACUCCGGAACAGCUGACGGAGAUCAGAAAGUCGCGACUUGCGCGCGUCAUUUGCGAUAACACGGACAUUAUUGACACCGUUCAGCUCUACCCCAUGGUCUUGGCGGACCAUGAAUUAAACCCGCGAGUACCAUGCCGAAGUGGCAUCAUGCCCUCAAUGGACUUCACGAAGUGGGCGGAGCCCGCGCCCUCGCCCUUCCACGGUGCCGCUAAACAGUUUGUGAGUAGCUUCUCGCACAACCCGUUCUUUGGCAAGAAGUAGUCUCAAGCACCGAGUAUUAAUUAGAGUAUUUAUGGUCUUUUAAUUCAUUAUUGCAACUUGAAGUUACAGUCCAUCACUUUGUUUGAGUUAGGUACU